Caenorhabditis sp. 36 PRJEB53466 is the source of this 1831-nucleotide messenger RNA. Lineage: Eukaryota; Metazoa; Nematoda; Chromadorea; Rhabditida; Rhabditidae. The record is from the annotation of a GenBank genome assembly.
AUGCUCCUUCUUCUCAUUCUUUUCCCUUUUAUCGCUUCCGUUUUCCCUCUGAACAUUCUCGUUUAUUCGCCUGCGUUCGCCGUCAGUCACAGUAAUUAUCUGGGUAAACUCGCGGACACUCUGACGGAAAGAGGACACAAUGUGGUGAGAAUCCUCUUCUCGAAUCUUUCCAAUAUGCUCCUGAACUGCAGACAUAUUUGAUGCCGAUAGUUGAGAAUGGGAAGCGGGAAGAGUGUUUGGGAGUGAAACGGACGAAGGACGUGGUGAUUGUGGAAGCGGGAGAGGAAAUGACGGCACGGAAAGAAGAGACGGCGUCGAGCGACGAGAUCUUGGAAGUGUUCUGGAAAGUGGAGAUGGACUCUUCCAACUCCAGAGAUGUCAUUUCACUUGCCUUCAAUUAAACAUCACAUUCUCUUUUCAGAUGUUCAAAUACUGGAGUAAUACCAUGAAAAUCGCGUGCAAGAACUUCCUCCGUCGUCGCGAUGUCUUCGAAGAAAUGAAAGGAAGGAAGUUUGACGUGGCAAUUGUGGAGCCGAUCAGUAUUUGCGGGCUCGGAUUCGUGAAGGCUCUGGGCAUCGAGAAGACCAUUCUCGCCUCCUCGUGCACUUUCUUCGACGUCGCCCUACCGUACCUCGGAGAGCCACUGGACUUCAGCUAUGUGCCGGCGGGAUUCAGUGCGACUGGCGAAGUGAUGACAAUGGCGGAGAGGUACGAGAACUGGCAAGUGACGAGGGUAAACGAGUUGAGUGAGAGAAACAGAAAUAAAUGGAAUUCAGGAGAUUUCGAUCGCACUCGAAGACAUGUUCGAUGGAGAAAUGAGCAGUUAUCGAGAGUUUCUGGGCGCCGAGCUUCCCGACUGGAGGGACCUCCUUCCGGCCGCUUCCCUCUUUCUCGUAAACUCGAAUCCUUUCCUUGAUUUCCCUCGGGCGGUCAUCCAGAAGACAAUCCCAAUAGGAGGCAUUUCGGUGAAUUUGAAAUGGAUAAAAGAACAGAAACUCUCUGAGGAAUGGGGAAAAGUGCUGAACAGAAGAGCGCACAGCAUGCUCAUUUCUUUCGGAUCGAUUGUCAAAUCGACGCAAAUGCCGAAGAAAUGGAGGUGAGUCAGAAAACGAGAUUUCAACGAGGAAUUCCGUUCAGAAAUGGGCUGCUGGAAGUGAUCAGAUCGAUGCCAAAUGUGACUUUCAUCUGGAAGUACGAGUCGGAUGACGUGGCGUUCGCGGAUGGAAUCCCCAACAUUUACUUCUCCAAAUGGGUUCCCCAGACCGCCCUUCUCCACGAUUAUCGUUUAACGGCGUUUCUGACGCACGGAGGGCUCGGAAGCACGAUGGAGUUGGCGUUCAGCGGAAAGCCAGCCGUCAUGAUUCCCGUGUUCGCCGAUCAAAUUCGGAAUGCAAACAUGCUUGCCAGACACCACGGAGCCAUCUACCUGCAUAAGAACUAUUUGGAAGAUGUGGCAGUCACCCGGAAGGCAUUACAAGACAUUCUUUUCGAUGAAUACUACAAGAGGAAUGCUCGGAAAUUAGCUGAAGUUCUUGCAAAUCAGCCGAAUAGUCCGAAGGAUUUGGUCAUCAAGUGGACUGAAUUCGUGGGAGAGUGAGUUCCUUUACAGAUAAUGGAACAUAUUCACUUUCAUUCCAGAUACGGACCGUUCCCGCAGAUGGACCCCUACGGCCGCAAGCUCAACUACUUCCAGAAGACGUUUCUCGAUAUCUAUGCUUCGUUCGCUUUGGUCCUUGUCAUUUUCUCCAUGCUCACAAUUUUGUUCGCCAGAUUUGUCUACUUCAAACUUUGGAAGCAUAUCAACAUGAAAAAAGUAGAGAAAAAUGAAUAG